Molecule: messenger RNA, 1302 nt
Organism: Patiria miniata (bat star)
Lineage: Eukaryota; Metazoa; Echinodermata; Asteroidea; Valvatida; Asterinidae
Product: ropporin-1-like protein
Exons: 6
Coding region: 138-809 (223 amino acids)
Source: RefSeq, a predicted model, not a curated record
CAUUUUAUCAAGCAGCGUGAGCAUGCGCAGUAUGGUUGCCAUUACCAACCAUCCACGCCGUGUUGUAAAUAGUGCAGCAUCACGACUUGAAAAUUUUGCCGAAUUUAACGAUAAAAAACUCUAUCAAAUCAGCAACUAUGCCGGCUGUGGGGGACGAUGUUCCGAUGUACUGCUCACAGCAGAUCAACAUCCCGCCCGAUCUUCCUGACAUUUUGAAGCAAUUCACCAAAGCUGCCAUCCGCACCCAGCCCAACGAUGUCUUGCAGUGGUCAUCAGCGUACUUCCAUGCCCUUGCCAAAGGUGAAACCCCUCCGGUAAAAGAACGGCUUGAGAUGCCCAUAGCCACACAGAAGACAGACACUGGCCUGACCGCUGGAAUAUUAUCAGUCCUUAACCGACAGCUUGGACCAAAGAAAUUGGUGAAGUUGGCCGAUUUGGAGCAGAAAUGGAAGGAUAACUGUCUGCCGAAUGAGAGACUGUACAGCCUGAUUCAGCUGGGUAGCUUCGGUGAUGAGAUCGAAUGGCUCAAGUUCUUUGCAUUGGCGUGCUCGGCCCUCGCUGGGAACAUCACAAGUGCCAUGAAGGUGAUCUGUGAGAUCUUGACCCGCGACCCUGAGGGUGGAGCUGCCAGGAUACCCUUUGACCUCUUCAAGGAGCUGUACACAUACCUGGCCCAGAUCGAUGGAGAAAUCUCAGAGGAACAGAUCGAGAGCGUCUUCACAUACCUGCAGUAUCAUGUUGACAAGCAAAGUGGAGUUGUGCAGCCACGAAACUUCCUAAAUCCCGACUGCCCCAAACUGGGUCCAUAGAACAUGCUUCCCAAAAUCGACCUUCCUGUAUUAAUGUUAAGUUGAUUUGUUUGUAUUUUUAUUUUAUUGCAAAAAUGUAUUCACUAAAAGUAAUUUAAGUUUUACUCCAGUGACACUGAACUAUCUUUUAAUAGAUUUGAUUUUUUUUUUUUUAAUAAAGAAAUUAUUCUUGGUUUAGAUGACAAAAACAAAGCAGUGUAAGAACUAAACGUGAUCACUUUUUUGUUCAUAUGUUGUUCAAAGCACUAGAAAUUAAUUUUGAUGAAUAUGUCCCUCCACAAGUAAUAAAUGUAUAAACUUGCAUCACGUUCAUGUUUAGAACAAACUUUUUCAAAUGGAUCCAAAAAGUGGCAUUUUUUUCCUAGUAGUAUGUAUAUAUUAAACUAAAUUAGCAGUUUUAACGUAAUAUUUGGAGUUAACAGAAUGUACAGAAAUGUACCGCUUUGAGAUGAAAUAAAUUUGUUGAAGCUUUUAGAAACUGUUUGAACCUGUA